CAAGCAAACCAUCAUUCAGUGCAUGAUUACAGCAGUGUACGAAGCAGUUUCUUCUAUUUCUUCUCAGUUAUUUCAGAGGUCACCGAAUUCAACUGGGAUUUUUUUUAAAGCUGAGAAAUUGGCUUUUCUGCGUUUCUAUUACAACGUAUUUCGCUUUAUUUUCCGUAUUUUGUCAUGAAAUUCAUUUAAAAUUAGGCUAUAGUGCAGCAAAUAUAUCACUUCUGUUAAGGAAAUCAGUUGUAUCCUCUCCUUGCCACCGGACUGCAAUGCCAGACCCAAUGAUGAACAAAAACGGAAUGGUGUCAAACAUUCACACGAGAAUUAGGACCGAUCCAUUCACUAGCAAUUAUGAGUUGCUUGGCAGAGAACUGGGCAGGGGGAAGUUUGCUGUGGUGAAAAAGUGCGUUGAGAAGGCUACCGGGAAAGAGCACGCCGCCAAGUUCUUGAGAAAGCGCCGGAAGGGCGAAGACUGUCGCCUGGACAUCCUCAACGAGAUUGCUGUCCUGGAAUCCGCCAAGGUUAACCCGUACGUGGUGGCGCUGCACGAGGUCUACGAGACCAACUCUGACAUCAUUCUUGUCCUGGAGUGCGCUGCUGGUGGCGAGAUCUUCAACCAGUGUGUGGCGGACAACGACGAGGCCUUCACGGAGAAGGACGUGAUCAGGCUCACCCGACAGAUCCUCACCGGAGUAGCCUGCCUGCACCGGAACAAUGUGGUCCAUUUGGACCUGAAGCCCCAGAACAUCCUGCUGACGAGUGCCACGCCGCUCGGGGACAUCCGCAUUGUGGACUUCGGCUUGUCCAGGCGUAUGGACAGUGUGACCGAGGUCAGAGAGAUCCUGGGCACGCCGGAAUAUGUGGCUCCAGAGAUCCUGAACUAUGAACCCAUCAGCACAGCAACAGACAUGUGGUCGAUUGGAGUGCUGACCUAUGUCAUGCUGACGGGUGAGUCUCCGUUCCUGGGGGACAGCAAACAGGAGACAUUCCUCAACAUCUCCCAGGUUAAUGUGGACUACUCGCAGGAUGCCUUUGAGGGCGUCUCCUCCCUGGCUGUUGAUUUCAUCAAGACCCUGCUGCUGAAAAACCCAAGGAAACGUGCCACUGCUGAGGAGUGCCUUAACCACCCAUGGCUGAACGGACCGACGGACCCCUACCCCCACCUCCUCGCCAGUUCUCUGCCGUCAUUGGACGAGCCCGAGACCAGCCUAUCAGAGUCUGAGCCCGAGAGCCCGGCGCCCUCCCCCGAGCUGGAGAUCAUGGGCUCCUAUAUAACCUGCCCCGUCCAGGGGGACCUGAAGACGGGCCGCAACGCCUUCUCCUUCCCCUCCGAGCCCUUCCCCACGCGGCCGGAGAUCCAACAGGAGCUCAUCUGCUGAGGGACGUCUCCCCAGGACACUGUCUACUGACGGAAUGGGCCGCCGUCACGGAACGGACGCUGUUUGUGCUGCUACUGCUGUAAUGGAUGUGGGAUGUGGGUGAGGUCAGCUGACGGCGUGUACAGUCAAUCCAUGGGUGUAACCCUGGCCCCCCUGCUGCCAGCGUGUCGAUGUGUGUCUCCUGGUCUUAGGGUGUACGCCGCACUUCAACCCAUGGGUGGGGAGGGGGCCGUGACUGUUGGAGGCCUGUGAAUAGAGGAGCUGGUUUCAUCCUUUUUGGGUCCACCAGCUGGCCUUUACCUUGGCCCCACUUCCUCAUUCCACUCCUAAACCAACCUUUGAACUGUGACUUUUCUCCUUUGUGAGGACAUGAAUGUUCACCGGGAGAAAAAGGCCAUCUGCCAAGAUGUCAUUUUGGAGGAAGUUGGAACCACUUUGCUCUUGUUGAGGUCUGAGCCUUGAUUAAACUCCUUUUGGACGUCGCUAGUUGAGAUGCUCCACACAGCAAAGAAAAGUGCCUGUCUGUGUUAGAGGAUUGUGUUCACAGAGAUCAGUCAUGAUUGGUAAAUAGCCUCCUCUGUUUUUAUUUAUCCAUGUGUGGCCACCUCAGUGGCCAGCUUUUAUUUAGUAAUUGUCCUUUGUUGUUGUUGUUUUUGUUUAAGGACAAUCCUGACAUUUAUUUAAAGCACUUUUUUACUGGUAAGAGAGUCCCAACAGUACUGAUAAAAUUGCUCAAAGGCACAUUUUAGGUAAGUAAUUCAGAGUAAUGUAUGUAGCCACUCCCCACUAUAUUUUGGUAAUAUUCUUUCACCUGUUUCCGCCAAAUCACACAGUUCCGGUUUUUGCUUUUGUUGUUUUUACUUUUGAAGAAUUGUUUUGCUAUUGUUGCACACAUUUUAAUGUUUGAAAUAUCAUCAGUUUGCAAUGUUGGAAAUGUCACAAUUAUGUAAUUGUUCCUCAGUCUCUGUAAACAUGGAUUUUGAGGAGGUUGUGCCUAGAAUCAAAUGACAUCACAUUAAUUCCAAAUUGUAGUGUUUAUAACGGGUCAAUGAUUGUCGCGCCAAUGGAAAACGCUUUGUAGAAAAGCUCCCUGAGAUCUGAGUGAAAAUACUUUUGAGGAUUUCUCAAACAUAACUGACAUGUAUGUUGUUUGAGUGUAAUAAUGAUGAUGAUGAUGAUGAUGAUGAUGAUGAUGAUAAUAAUAAUCAGUAAAUAAUAUUUUUCUAUUGUCACAAUGCAGUGUCCAUAACAUAUGUGUAUUGUAUGCCUCUUUAUUUUUUUAUUUUUCUCUUGUACUUUCAUUACUGGUUUCUGCUCAUGAAUAUCAGGCAGGUUUGCACUUGUGUCCCGGCGGACGUUACUUGGAAAUAAAUGUUGAUGGCAUGCCUUGCGAAAAUGUAUCGAGGAACAAUAAAUGUACAUUUUGUAUUAAACUACUCAUCUUGA
Esox lucius (northern pike) is the source of this 2822-nucleotide messenger RNA. RefSeq names its product serine/threonine kinase 17a like (gene stk17al). Gene Ontology annotation, biological process: protein phosphorylation; positive regulation of apoptotic process; intracellular signal transduction. The transcript is spliced from 7 exons. The record is from RefSeq and is a predicted model, not a curated record. Gene Ontology annotation, cellular component: nucleus. The coding region runs from base 267 to 1376 and encodes 369 amino acids. Gene Ontology annotation, molecular function: protein serine/threonine kinase activity; ATP binding. NCBI's taxonomy places the organism in Eukaryota, Metazoa, Chordata, Actinopteri, Esociformes, Esocidae.